Orbilia oligospora ATCC 24927 is the source of this 603-nucleotide messenger RNA. RefSeq lists its product as uncharacterized. The record is from RefSeq and is a predicted model, not a curated record. Gene Ontology annotation, cellular component: endoplasmic reticulum membrane; endoplasmic reticulum. Bases 1 to 603 code for a protein of 200 amino acids. The transcript has 3 exons. Gene Ontology annotation, biological process: endoplasmic reticulum to Golgi vesicle-mediated transport; intracellular protein transport. Lineage: Eukaryota; Fungi; Ascomycota; Orbiliomycetes; Orbiliales; Orbiliaceae.
AUGACGCUCUACUACUCUCUUGUCUUCGCCCUCCUCAUGUUUGAGAUGGGAAUCUUCAUGGUCCUCAUUUGUCCGCUCCCUCUCACCUGGAGAAGGCAAAUGUUCACUUUCAUCAGCACAAACCCUUUGAUCGCGAAGCUCCAGUAUGGUCUCAAAAUAACCUUCAUUUUCAUCCUCAUACUAUUCAUCGACAGUGUUAACCGUGUUUACCGUGUCCAACGGGAGCUUAUCGACGCCACCUCGGGAAACAAUUCUCGUGGGGGUUCUGCUGCUAUUCUCGGCCCUGAACGUACCGAAGUCCAAGCUCGAAAAUUUUACUCCCAGAGAAACAUGUACCUCUGCGGCUUCACCCUAUUUCUCUCCCUGAUCCUCAACCGCACCUACGUUCUCAUUCUCGAUAUUCUUCGUCUCGAAGAGGAGGUUAAACUAGGGAGAUCGAGCGGAAACAAGAGUAUCCAGGAUUACGAAGGAUUGAAGGAAGAAUUGAGGAAGAAGGACAUUGAGCUCCAUGCAUUGAAGGAGCAAUCCAAGGGACUUGGAAGGGCAUAUGACGAAUUAAGUGAUCAAGUCAAAGCAGAAUCGACCCCAAAAAAGGACAAAUGA